This is a messenger RNA of Electrophorus electricus (electric eel), 893 nucleotides long. RefSeq names its product neuropeptide Y (gene npy). Gene Ontology annotation, biological process: neuropeptide signaling pathway; feeding behavior. The record is from RefSeq and is a predicted model, not a curated record. Gene Ontology annotation, cellular component: extracellular region. NCBI's taxonomy places the organism in Eukaryota, Metazoa, Chordata, Actinopteri, Gymnotiformes, Gymnotidae. Gene Ontology annotation, molecular function: neuropeptide hormone activity; neuropeptide Y receptor binding.
AAACCCAUGAAAAACGUGAGAAAAGACGCAGAGUACGGUCAAACUGAAAACCCAGGCAAACGGAGAGAAGGCUGCAGUUCAAUAUGCGUCUUCAAGCGAGUAUGUGGUUCGGACGGGUGGCAUGCGUCCUUCUCGUAUGCUUGGGAACGCUUGCGGAUGCAUAUCCAACGAAGCCAGACAACCCGGGAGAGGAUGCACCUGCGGAAGAACUAGCCAAGUAUUAUUCCGCCCUAAGACACUACAUCAACCUCAUCACAAGGCAGAGGUAUGGGAAAAGGUCAAACACUGAUGCAUUAACUGCAAGUCUGCUGUUUGGAGAGACACAUGACCAACCACAAUCCAGAUAUGACGACCCUUUAAUGUGGUGAUUUCAGCCAACAGCUAUAACCAAACAUGUCUGUCAACUAUUUAACUUUAUCAACACUGUCAGUGGUGACGAGAUCUGACCUCAUUAAAAUGGCUACUGCCAAUAGUCCAUCAUAUUGCUAAUAUGCCAAACAUUUGUAAACCAUUGUAUCAUGCUACCUGCAACAUGGUUAAAUUCUGCAGGACUUCACAGUAGUUAUUGGUACACAGUACCAGUAUCAGUAACAAUAGAUAUUGGUUAAGCAUGUAUGUCAUGUAAGUCAAACAAACCAUAUCAAAUGAUUAAAAAGCCAUUGUUAAUUCUGAUAUAAUUUUCAGUGUAAUGGUCAACAUGAAUCAGCCAUGUUGAGAAGUGUCCUCACCCAUGUUUAUUUAAAAGCAGCAAAUGGUUACUGAUUGCAUGCAGUUCCCUAUUUCUCCUCUGUAGAAUCCCAGUGUUUAUGUUAAUGCAUUUGUUGUGGCUGCACCAUAAAUAGAGAACACUGUAUAGCAUAACUGACUAUUAAACUAAUAUAAUUAAAAAGAAA